AUGCUUGGCGAGGGGUUGUCUGCGAGUAUCUGGGCUCCCAAGCAAGGAGAACAUUAUGGCCCCAAACCGGGAAAUUGGCACUGCAUCUGUGGCUACUCCAACUUUGCUAGGCGCACAGUUUGCAAUCAAUGCAUGGCUCCGAGAGGCAACGAUGAUCCUUCACUCGGGCACGCAUCUGGUAUAAUCCCACAGCGGCAGACUUCAGUGCAUCAGAAUGGAGCCAACCAAGUCUACGCUAAAGGACACCCCACACAUGCUCCGGUAGACUACAGCUGGCAACCCAUACACCAUGAUGGACAUACUGCGGCACUCAAAAGUAGUCAUGGAAAUCAAUCGCGGACCGUUCAGGCGUCAGAUUCUUCAACCAUUGAUCUGCUACAUCCUCAGAAAUACGGCUUGGCGACGAGUCGCUGGGCGCCCAAGAACUAUAGACCAGGACGGCAGCAAUCAGAUGGGCCUGAGAUAUGGACACGGACCGUCGCCAAGCCCAGACCACAAACGAAUUACACCUCCCCUCCUGUUUCGAAACCACCCGACUUUGGCCUCCCAUACGAAGUACAGCAUUAUAUUCUCGCAAUGAUUCAACGAAUAUUAGAGGAGGGGUGCUAUGACUUUGCGUCAAGAUGGGUGCCAAAUAAGCUGUUCGAGUACAACUGGACUUGCCCCGAAGCAGUAGAACUUUCAACAUGGAAGAAGAUGUUACCCGAAAUUCUGCCUCCGAACGCAAUCACGGACGUCCCAAACACAUCUCUCGAGAAGGGUUUAUUAAAUGCAGUACGGAUACGCAACUCCGCAGUCCACCGUCACUUGAGCGAUAAUAUCGAGAUCAAGCGAAUGGCACUGCAAGCUCAGAAUUUGAUGGCGAUGUUCUCGGAUGUCACGAGGCAGAACAAAUUGUAUUAUUUGCAGAUUGAGUUGGGCGAGUGGAAUAGUUUGAAUGCAGUAGAUCCGCAGGCUGCUAGAAGCAAGUUACAGAGUGCGUUACAGGAGAUAAGUGAAAGGCUUCUAGAUGAUAUGGAUUGUCGGCAAUACAUUCUUGGCCUCACCAACCUUUCCUCAACAUUUUCCAUUAUGGCUGCAAAUCCUCUCAAUGAUUGGAAUGUCGGUCAAAAAUCAGGACCAGUCAGUAUUGGCAGUCACAAGUUAUGGUUGAGCGUACGUGGUCCAGAUCGGAAAGCCGGCCAGCCUCUGGUAAUCAUCAUACCAGGCUUGACAAGUAGCACGGCAGGCUGGGCCGCAGUUCACCGCGGACUAUUGCCUUUUACUCGAGUCCUACAAUACGAACGAUCUGGAUAUGGAGAAAGUGAGUGUUCGCCUGAGAAACCAACAGCAACAACGAUUGCCAAAGAGCUUGAUCUGCUUCUCAGAGCCGCAAAUAUACUGCCACCCUAUAUCACCGUCGCUCAUUCAUGGGGUGGUGUUCUCAGCAGGGAGUUUCUGGCCUUGCGUCCUCGAGACGUAGUUGGAAUGGUAUUCGUCGACGCAAAUCAGGAACGCACGCUUGAGGUCUUGGACUGGCGGCCGAUUGGUCUGUCAGACCUGAUGACCGGCAUCGACUACGAUGAUGCGACGGGGAUAUCGCAGGCGCACAAGCUCACUGGCGACGAAUGGCGCAUCUAUAAAGACAUCGAGGGCACAGAACAACACCGGCGACAAGCCGAUCUGGAAAUCACCGAGUACCCCAAAAGCCACCCCAUCUUGAAAGCCAAGGCUCAACUACACAGAGAGACCCCCAUUCUCGGCGAUCACCCUGUCUGCGUCAUCAAAGGUGACAAUAGGGUGCAUCUCGAAAAGCUCUUGAAUGCUGGCCUGGCUCGAGGCAACUGUGAUGAUGCCCAGGAGAUUUGGUUUCGAGACCUGCUGAGUACGUGGGAUGUGAAGGAUCGGGCGCUGCAAUCUGACUUUUUGCUGCUUUCGACGAAGUCUCGCUUUAUCGAAGUGCCAAAUAGUGGACACAAUGUGCAUUUGACGGAGCCGGAUUCCAUCGUUGAGGGUGUAAAAUGGACACUGUCUGAAUUUCAAAGGCAGGCGGAGCAGUGA
Messenger RNA from Lachnellula hyalina, 2040 nucleotides. RefSeq lists its product as uncharacterized. The record is from RefSeq and is a predicted model, not a curated record. The coding region runs from base 1 to 2040 and encodes 679 amino acids. Lineage: Eukaryota; Fungi; Ascomycota; Leotiomycetes; Helotiales; Lachnaceae. The transcript has 3 exons.